AUGCACCACUCCGCGCAUCACGCGCACGCGCACAGGCCCCGCGCUGCGGCAGCGGGUAGCCAUCCCCGGGCUCCGCACAGCGGGAGCUACGGCAUCGGGGGUUCGCGCGGAGCGGUCGCGAGCGGAAGCACGGGAGCGAGGGCGGUAGGGCGGAGCGGGAGCAUGGGGAGAGGGGGGAGGUCGGCGCAGAGUGGUCGAUAUGAUGACGAUGAGUUGGACGAGGAGGAAGGGGUGGGGUCUGUGCAGGACCGGCCGUCGCUGCAGCAACGAGCGCACUGGCCGCAAAGCUACCGUCAAUCCAUGGACGUAUACAGUCACAUGGCCUCCCCCAGCAUUCCGAAGCUCUUCAGCCCUCUGUCGCACCGACUGAGCGGCGCACUCACCUCCCCACACCCCUCCCUCUCCUACCGCGGCAAGUCCCCCAUCCUCUCCGCCUCAAGCUAUACCCAGCCGCAGAUGCAGCAGGGACUGCUGCCACCGCACCAGGAGCAGCAGCACUACCAGCAGCAACAGCAGCAGCAGCAGCAGCACCACCACCACCAGCACCAGCAGCAGCACAGGAAGAUCUCACCAGACGGUCAGCUCUUAAUAGGCGCCGAUGGGCGUGUGUCCGAGGCUGCGGCGCCUGCUAUUCCGGAGCUAGGCCGGCGUGGCUCUGGAAAAGCAGCAGCGGAAGACGAGGAGGAGGACGACGAGGACGAGUAUUACGACGGAGAGGAGGACGGGGAGGAGGAGGAGGAAGACGACGAAGAAACGUACUACGAGCUACACGGCAAGGGGAGUGGGAGUAGUUUCAUCCAGGCGAUGUUCAACGGGGUGAAUAUCCUCGCAGGAGUAGGGGUUCUCUCCACCCCGUAUGCGCUCAUGCAGGGCGGGUGGGCGGGGCUGCUGCUGCUGGUGCUGCUGGCGGCGAUCUGCUGUUACACGGGCCUGGUGCUGCGGUUCUGCCUGGAUAGUGAGCCGGGACUGGAGACGUACCCGGAUAUUGGCGAGGCUGCUUUCGGCCAGAUGGGACGCUUGCUGAUCUCGAUCGUCCUCUACGUGGAACUAUACGCAUGCUGUGUGGAGUUUCUGAUCCUGGAGGGCGACAAUCUGGGCGCCAUGUUUCCGCAGCUGGGUCUGUCCGUGCUGGGCGUGCACCUGACGUCGCGCCAUGUGUUUGUGCUCAUAUCCGCGCUCUGCAUCCUGCCCACCAUGUACCUGCGCGACCUCAGCCUCCUAUCCUACGUCUCUGCGGGGGGAGUGGUGGCGUCGGUGGUGGUGGUGUCAUCAGUGGCGUGGGUGGGAGUGGCAGACGUGGGAUUCCACCAGUCGGGUCCGCUGCUCAGCAUAUGGGGCAUGCCCGUCACCAUCGGCCUCUUUGGCUUCUGCUACUCGGGCCAUGCUGUGUUCCCCAACAUCUACAUGUCCAUGCGCAACCGCAACGACUUCAACAAAGUGCUCUACUGCAGCUUCAUCCUAUGCACGCUCAUCUAUGGCGGCAUGGCAGUCAUGGGGUUCACCAUGUUUGGGAGUGCGCUGGAGAAUCAGAUCACGCUGAAUCUGCCCCGCCAAUUCAUCGCCUCCAAGAUCGCCAUCUGGACCACUGUCGUCAACCCCUUCACCAAAUAUCCUCUCAUGCGAACAAUCCACCCCCCCUUUCUCUCAUCCUUUGCUUCACUCCACUCCACUCCACUUUUCUCCGCUCUACCGCUCUCUCUUACUCGCUCAUUCUCACUCAUUUUUUUCCUGGCGCUGUGUCUGGAGGAGCUCCUCCCUUUAGACCCGUACUCCCCGGACUACCGCCGGGCCUCCCUCGCCAUCCGCACUGCGCUUGUCGUCUCCACUGUCGCUGUCGCCCUACUCGUGCCUUUCUUUGGCUACGUGAUGGCGUUCAUUGGUUCGUUCCUUAGCAUGACUGUGUCUGUCAUGCUGCCUUGUGCCUGCUACCUUCGCAUCCUCGGGCCUAAAGCCACGCUCUCGCAGCACCUGUUGUCCUAUCUCCUCAUAAGCAUAGGCUUCGUCUGUGCUGUUGCCGGCACGUAUGCAUCAGUGAAGGGCAUUAUUGAGAGCAUGGGGGGAGGCGCACAGGGGAACAAUCUGCAGCUUCACCUCGCCUCUUCUCUCAUCUCCUCGACACCAGCUUGA
Messenger RNA from Closterium sp. NIES-65, 2127 nucleotides. The record is from the annotation of a GenBank genome assembly. Lineage: Eukaryota; Viridiplantae; Streptophyta; Zygnematophyceae; Desmidiales; Closteriaceae.